Macrobrachium nipponense is the source of this 2832-nucleotide messenger RNA. RefSeq lists its product as uncharacterized. The record is from RefSeq and is a predicted model, not a curated record. The transcript has a single exon. Gene Ontology annotation, molecular function: nucleic acid binding. NCBI's taxonomy places the organism in Eukaryota, Metazoa, Arthropoda, Malacostraca, Decapoda, Palaemonidae. The coding region runs from base 1 to 2832 and encodes 943 amino acids.
AUGUACAUGGAUAACGGUGCUGUGACUGCGAAUGAUUAUGGUAACUUGAAGUUUGCCUUUGAUCAUUUGAAUAGUAUAUUUGCACCAUAUAAAUUUGAACUACAACAGUUUGUUACUAACAACCAGAGCAUACAAGAUGAAAUUAAUGACCUUUUGCCUGAAAAUGUUCCAGAUACAGUUAAAUUGUUUGGGUUGAGAUGGAACAGACAAGCUGAUAGCCUUUUGACACAAAAGCUAAAUCUUGAAAUUUCAGCUGAUACUAAGAGACUUGUUCUCAAAUCUAUUGCUUCAAAUUUCGACCCCUAUAAUAUUAAUGGUCCCAUUUUGAAUAGGGCUCGUAUUUUCAUGCAUGAAUUGCAAACAGAUAAGCAACUUGGUUGGGACACUAAGCUUCCCGAGAAUAAAGUCCGUGAGUGGCGUAAUAUUGUAAAGCAGCUGAAUUCAACUCCUGAAUUAUCUAUUCCUAGAGUAAUUGGAGAUAGGAAUGGAUGUUAUAGAUUGAUUGCUUAUACUGACAGUAGUAAACUAAUGUAUGGAGUAGUAGUCUUUAUUCAGGAUACUGAGACCAAGCAGGCAAGUUUUGUAUUGGCUAAACACAGAAUUGUUAAUAGGCAGUUGGAAGGUAAAAGUAUUCCAUCAUUAGAAUUUCAGGCCAUUUUUCUUGGAACAGAAACAUUGAUUGAAUUGAAGAGAGAGUUGUCUGGUCCUUUGUGUGUGAAGCCUGUCAAUAUUUGUGAAUUGGUAUUAUGCACAGAUAGUUUAGUUUCUUUGAGUUGGAUUAAUGGUUAUGUGAAUAAGUUGGAAAAAAUGAACAAAAGCAGCACUUUCAUAUUAAAUCGUUUAAAUCAGAUAAGUAAACUCUGUGAAGAAAACCCUGUGAAAUACAAAUUUGUUAGUGGAGUUAUGAAUCCUGCUGACUGCAUCACAAGAUGUGUUUCUUAUAAGCAACUGUUGAAAACUACUUACUUUACUGGGCCCCCGAAUCUUGCUGAUGAAUGUUUGGCAGCUGAAGUUAAUAAACCUGAAAUCAUGGAGGUCAUUGUUCCUAACCCUCUAGCAAAGGCUGACCCAAUCAAUGUUAUGAUUGGUAUUGCUCCCUCUGAUUGCAAGGCAGAAACUGGGAAUCGAGGAGAGCAUUUGAUACCUUUGGAUAGAUUUUCUGACUUUAAACGCCUUGUUAGAGUAAACUUGUGUGUUUUGAAGUUUAUUCAUAACAUUAAACUUAAAUUGAAGGUUAAAUAUCCUGAUAGGUUUGGGAAUUUUAACUGCCCUGAAGUAAAUUUGUAUCUUGAAGCCUACAGGAAUGUUAUUAGGGUGGAACAAGGUCUUGGAUUUCCUGAAGUUUUUGCUUAUUUUGAAAGUGGUGAUAAACGGUUUAUGGCUGUUCCAAAUAUUGUGGCUCAACUGAAUAUCUAUAUGGAUAAAUUUGAUAUUUUACGAGUUAGAUGUAAAGUCCCAAAAUGGAAACAGGAUAAUUACUUGCAUUUUCCUAUUCUCUUGCACAAAGAUAGUAAAUUAACUAAUUUGAUUGUUUUGGAUAUGCAUCAGAAGUUUGGUCAUUUGGGACUGUAUGCAUUGUUAUCAGAAAUAAGAAAAAAAUUCUGGAUUCCUCAUUAUUUCUCGGUAGUUAAGAAUAUCCUCAAGGGUUGCAUUCAAUGUAAAAGAUUUAAUGGACGAACAGUUAAACUGAAUCAGAGUAGUUAUCGUGAUUUUAGAAUUAAUCAUCCUAAAAUUCCAUUUAGUUAUAUUUUUGUUGAUCAUUUGGGACCAUACUAUGAUAAAGUAAAUGGUAAGAAAAGUAAAGUAUGGCUUUUGUGUUUGACUUGCUUAUGGACGAGAGCAAUUAAUUUGAAACUUUUAGAUCUCUCAACCAAGGAAUAUUUACGCUCUCUUCAGAUGCAUUGCUUUGAAUAUGAUAUGCCACAGUUAGUUUUGUCUGAUUUGGGUUCACAGAUAGUUGCUGGCGCAAAUUUAAUCACAAAUUUUUUUAACGAUUCUGAAGUUCAAAGCUAUUUCCAUCAAAACAAUGUUAAGCCAAUAAAGUUUGAACAGUACUUCAAAGGAUGCAACAAAUUGGGAGGGUUGGUAGAAACUUGUGUUAAACUCACAAAAAAGUUGCUCUACAGUUCUAUACAGAAGCAUGUCUUGGAUUUAAGAGAUUUUGAGUUUUUUGUUGGCCAGACUGUACAUUUGCUUAACAAGCGUCCCAUUGCUUUCAAGGAAGGCCUUAGAGAUACCAUGGGUAAUGAGAUUCCUGAUCCUAUAACACCAGAAAUUUUGAUACACGGACGAAGUUUGCCUUCUGUUAGUAUUAUUCCUGAGUUACAUGAUGAUGAUGAUGAUCCUGCUUGGCUUGCCAAAGGAAAUAAUGUGGGUAAUAUUGUAGAUGGUUAUCGGGAACUUGGGAAAGUUAAACAGAAGUUAAUUGAUCUGUAUCACUCUGAAUUUGUUAAAGAUUUGAUUUAUCAGGCUACUAAUGAUAAGGAUAGGUAUAGACCCGUCACACAUAAUAAGCUUAAAGUUGGAGAUGUGGUGCUCUUAAAAGAGUCUAAUAUGAAACCGGUCAGUUAUCCAAUGGGUGUAGUGAGGGAUGUUGUUGUUAAUGAUAUAAAUGAAGUUACAGGUGCAGUAGUGUUGAAGGGAGCUACUAGAGAACUUGUAAAACGUCAUGUUACGUCUCUCAUUCCAAUUUUGAGUUGCUGCGAAACUGAUGAUCUGGGUAAUAUUGAUAUAUGUGAUAGGAACCCAUUAGUUGUAAAUAAGGUUAAAAGAAAAGCCGCAGUUGAUAGUAUGGCUAAAACUAAGGCUAUCCUUUCAGACAUGAAUAAUUGA